Molecule: messenger RNA, 2622 nt
Organism: Andrographis paniculata
Lineage: Eukaryota; Viridiplantae; Streptophyta; Magnoliopsida; Lamiales; Acanthaceae
Exons: 1
Coding region: 1-2622 (873 amino acids)
Molecular function (GO): zinc ion binding; nucleic acid binding
Source: RefSeq, a predicted model, not a curated record
AUGACUAGUGAAGGGUCCAACUUGACGAAUAUGAACGAGGGUAACAACGAUGGUGUCAAUGAAGGGAAGCACCACCGAAAGUGCAAACGUUGUCCUUCUGUGGAUGUCAUAAGCGCUUUUGAUGCAAGGCUGGAGCGUGUGGAAGAUUUCCUCGGUAGGAAUUCUGAAAGGAUCGAUGAGGUCGAUCAACGUCUCGAUGAGGUCGAGAAGGAGAUGCGUGAGGAUUUGACGAAGUCUCUCGCAGAGGGACUGGAACAGUGUCGCGAUGGGACGAAGGAAGUGACGAGGUCACUUGGUGCCGAGAUGGCCAAGCUCAAGGAGGAGGUGGCAGUGUGUCGCCUCGAGUUGGCCCGACGAGAAGAGGCGGCUAUGGUGGAGCCGUCCGUGAUGCAAGAGGAGCUUGCAACACUUAGAGCGGCAAUUGCGGAAUUGCAAGCUCGUGGCAUGACCAGAGGAGUAGCGGCCGCACCUAGAGUGGAGGUGCCACGUCCGGAGUACUACUUAGAAGUUCGGAGAGGCCGGGUAAUUGAUAUGUUUAUUUUCGACAUGGAACGUUACUUUAAUGCGGUAGGGGUCGUGGGAGAUGCGGCCAAGGUGCAUACGGGGUCGUGUUUCUUGAAGGACUCGGCACUAAUUUGGUGGAGACGUAGGAGUGAACUAGCCCAAAAUGGUGAGGCGAUCACGAUGUGGGCAAUGUUUAAGUCCGAACUCAAGGCGGAAUUCGAACUAAUGAGGGCCGAGACUGAGGCGAGGGCCAAGAUCCGUUGGUUGACACAUCGGGAAGGAAAUUUGAGAGAGUACAUUGAUGAAUAUGCCAACUUACUACUCGAAAUCCCAUCGAUGACGCUAGAAGAAGCAUUAUUCAGGUUUACCGAAGGAUUGAGGCCGUGGGCCAAGGAGCGGGUUGUGGAUAAGUGCCCGGAAACUGUGAAUGAAGCAAUGAAAUAUGCUUCACGAUUGAUUGAAUUUCAACGGAGGGAACCAUACAGGAGAGACGAUGGGUGGAGAAUGACAUCGGACAAAAGUGGGGGAGAUACGUCGAGAUCCGCCCCACGGCCGGACAAAAGUGGGGGAGAUGCCCUAAGAUUCGCCCCACAACUCGAAAGAGAACGUCAAGCACCUAGGGCUGCAAUGAGAGAUUUCUUCAAACCGGGAUCGAGGUAUGAGGGUUGUUUUGUUUGUCAAUCAAAAGAACAUUUUGCAAGGGAUUGUCCGAACCGAUCAAAUAUUGCCGCGGUGACCGAGGACACUAACCCGAUAGAAGAACGAGUGGCGUGCAUGAAAGCAGAGGGUGAUGGCGUAAAACAUCAAGGACGGAUGUACAUGAAUGUCGACAUCAAUGGGCGCUCGUACUUGUGUUUACUCGACCCGGGGGCAAAUGCGAAUUACAUGAGCAAAGAAAUAGCUCACGAGUUGGGGUUGCAAUGGGUGUCAACGGAGGGUCGAUUCAAGGGAGUAAAUAGUGCAUGGACACGUUUGACGGGAGUGGCAAAGGACGUACCAAUUCAAGUCGGAGAUUGGAAAGGUAUGGUUAAUUUCAAUGUUGCCCCUAUUGACGAUUAUUUGGUGUUCUUUGGCAUGAGAUUUGUCGAGCAAACCAAGUUAGCAAUGAUACCGCACAAGGACAAAUACACUAUUAUGGAUGGAAGCAUGCCAUGCGAUAUCACUGUUUACCGGGAGAAGGAGUUGACACCAAAGCAACUCGAAAGAGGAUUGAGGAAAGAAGACCCAACGUUUGCGGCUAUUUUUAGCAACGAGAACCUCCUUGGUUACGAGGUCGAGGAGGCCAUUACACUACUGAAGGAAUUCAAGGAUGUGAUGCCAAAGGUGUUACCGAAGGGGUUACCACCUCGACAAGCGGUUGACCCCGCCAUCGACUUGGUGGAAAGUGCAAAACGAGUAUCUCGACUACCACAGCGGGCGUUGCUCGACGAAACAAUCGAGUUGGAGAAACAAAUUGGGAAACCUUUGGAAGCAAAGUUCAUUGUCCCGUCAAAGAGCUCUUUAGGUACACCAGUGUUCUUUCAACUGGAGAAGGAUAAGAGUCUCCUCAAGUGUAAUAACCACGGGAUGCAGAACAAGGUGACAAUUCAAGAAGGCGAUGAAUUAAAGACGGAAAUCACUACGAGAUGGAGUGUAGUAGACCAUGUUGGACACUUGCGGAAUGUGUUGCGAGUUAUACAAGAAAAUCAACUCUAUGUCCGGAGAGGGUUUGAGAUAGACGAGGUCGGAAUCUCAGGAUACAUCGUGGCCGAUGGAAGAAUUCAAGUGGAGUCUGGGAAGGUCAAGACGGUCAUAGAAUGGGAGGUGCCCAAGUCAACUAUGGAGAAAGACGAGAGUACCGAGAAGAACCCAUUCGAGAUCAUGCCCGGUUUCCAACCAAUGACUUCGAGAGACUUGGUGAGUACGUACAAAGGACCGAGUCCAUGGGUGUUCCACUUUGCCAAGGGUUGGCCGAGUCGGGCAAAGGUGAUGCGGCUAUAUUCAGAGAGAUCCCAAAGAUGCAAGAAGGGGGACCGAAAGCGUGGGUUUCAAAUAUCCAAAGAGAGACUUACCGUUGGUACGAUUCUAUCAACAUGGGCGUAUACGAGAAGUGCACAAAGGGUCAACGAGACGAUAUGA